GGAGCAGCAGGUUGUCCACAGCUGAGUAGCGACAGAGAUCUUUGAAAAUACAGACGAUUUACUCCGUACGUUAGUUUUCCUUAAAGGUCGUUUCUUUGUGGUUCGUAAGAAUCUGUCAGAGUGACACCUCUCGCCUUUUUUUGCGCUCUCUGGGUACGGCUUCAGCAAAGCUAGCAGAGCGAGCUAAUCCGGCUAACAGCUACAGGCUAACGGCUAGCUGGUGUCGCUAUGAUGGCGGAGCUGGUGCAGGGACAGGCCUCGAUGAACCAGCCGGGGCUGAAGUCAGACGGCCUGGCUGAUGCUUUACAGAGGGCCCGGCAGAUGGUGGGUAAAAUAGGCGGAGAAACCAUUUCCCACCUCAACAGCUCAUCAGGAAGUGUUGACGCCUCACUGUAUUACCCUGGACAGAAACGACCAGGAGAGGACGGAGGUAAUCAGCUAGCAGCCAUGGGCCAUCAAAGGGUAAUCACAGAGGAUUACAAGGUUCCCGACAGAAUGGUGGGCUUCAUCAUCGGUAGAGGAGGAGAACAGAUCACCAGGAUCCAGUUGGAGUCCGGCUGCAAGAUUCAAAUCGCUUCUGACAGCGGAGGUCUCAUGGAGCGGCCAUGUUCUCUGACCGGAACGCCAGAAAGCAUUGAGCAGGCCAAGCGGCUCCUGAUCCAGAUCGUGGACCGCUGCAGAAAUGGCCCGGGUUUCCAUGGCGACGGCGAGGCCGCUGUGCAGGAGAUGCUGAUCCCGGCCAGUAAGGUCGGACUUGUGAUUGGCAGAGGAGGGGACACCAUCAAACAGCUGCAGGAGAGAGCAGGCGUCAAGAUGAUGAUGAUACAGGACGGUCCGAUGCCGACCGGAGCGGACAAACCUCUACGCAUCUCUGGAGACCCCUACAAAGUUCAGGCUGCGAGGGAGUUGGUUCUGGAGGUGAUCCGGGAGAAGGAUGGAGAUUUCCGGUCAGGACGUAAUGACUUCAGCGCCCGACUGGGAGGAACGAGCCUGGAUGUUCCAGUUCCAAGGUUUGCCGUGGGCAUCGUGAUUGGCCGAAACGGAGAGAUGAUCAAGAAGAUCCAGAACGACGCGGGGGUUCGGAUCCAGUUCAAAGCAGAUGAUGGCAUCAGUCCAGAGCGCGUUGCCAUGGUGAUGGGACAGCCUGACCGCUGCCAGCAUGCCGUCCACCUCAUUAAUGAGCUUGUGCAGACUGCACAGGAGCGUGAUGGCUUUGGAUCUGCCCUGCGGGGUAGCAGGGUCAGAGGUCGCAACGACUGGACCAUGGGCUCCCCAGGACCCCUACAGGAAGUCACCUACACUAUACCUGCAGACAAGUGUGGCCUGGUCAUCGGAAAAGGAGGAGAGACCAUUAAGAACAUCAACCAGCAGUCCGGAGCUCACGUGGAGCUGCAGAGGAAUCCUCCCCCCUCCACUGACCCCAACACCCGGGUCUUCACCAUCAGGGGCACCGCCCAGCAGAUGGACCUGGCCCGCCAGCUCAUAGAUGACAAGAUCGGAGGGUCAGGCAUCAUGAGCAAUGGAGGUUUUGGCUUCAGUCCCUUCACCCAGGGCCCCACCUCACACCAGAACUGUGGCAGUGGUCAGACCUUCCUGACUGGAGUUUGGGGAAACACCUACCAGACCAACUGGCAAAACCCUGGACAACAAGACCCUGGUCACACUGUGCCUCAGACAGGACAGAUGGACUACUCUAAAGCAUGGGAGCAGUACUAUAAGAAGCUAGGUCAGCAGAGCCAGCCUCAGAACCUGAUGACAGACUACAGUAAGGCCUGGGAGGACUACUAUAAGAAACAGAGUAUGACACGCCCCUCACCGUCAGUCGUCCCAGCAGAGUUCAGUGCCAGACUACACUGCAGCUUUAGCAGAAUACUACAGACAGCAGCCCUACCUGUGGAACCCGGCCCAGAUACAGGAUCACUAGAGGCCCCUCCCUCCUGGUGAAGGCCUCGAGUGGUGGUCAACGGCAACAGAAAUCGGGGUUUUGUAGCAACGCUCCGCCGCUUCCUCCUUCCUUUUGUAGAGAAAAACUAAGGAUUAACUGAAAAAAAAUCACGAACUCUUUUCUUUCUGUUUUUUAACCUUACAAAGUUGAUAUUUUGUCGGGCAGAUUUUUUUGGACUAGCCUCUGGUCUCUCCAUUGUAGACCUGUUUUUUCUUUUUUUUUUUUUUUUUUUUAUCAAACUUGAACUUAAAGGUGUAUCAGUGUGGCUUUGAACAAAAAAAAACACACACAAAAUCCAGUAUAAUCUAUAUUUUGUCUAGUUUUAUUUUCCAAUAAGAAAACGGUGUAAGGCUUAGCAGUCUUGAGUAAGAAAAAUCAAAUGUAUUAUUAUUAUUUUGUUAAAGGUAAUAUUUUAAAGCAUGCGUCAGAUUGUGUGUGUUGACUCUUGUUUUUUUUUUUUUUUGCCAUAGAAAUAUUUUAAUAGCGUCAGAUGGAAAUGUAAUGUUUUACAGUUAGGAGACGAAACUGUUUUUGUACUAAAUUUGUGCUCGCUGGGCCUAUUUGUUUGCAUUUAAUUUUUAACUGUUUAGUCGCCAUCUUGGAGGUGCAAUGACGUGUUUUUUUUUGUGUGUUUGGUUUUUUUCGAUGAUAGAUCUUAUUCCUGUAUCACUAUAGCGAUCCUUUAGUUUUUAUGAUGUGAUGAUGAAUAAAUGAGGAUUUCUGUA
Molecule: messenger RNA, 2670 nt
Organism: Cynoglossus semilaevis (tongue sole)
Lineage: Eukaryota; Metazoa; Chordata; Actinopteri; Pleuronectiformes; Cynoglossidae
Product: far upstream element-binding protein 3-like
Exons: 20
Coding region: 229-1944 (571 amino acids)
Biological process (GO): regulation of DNA-templated transcription
Molecular function (GO): RNA binding
Source: RefSeq, a predicted model, not a curated record